Cryptomeria japonica (Japanese cedar) is the source of this 1449-nucleotide messenger RNA. Its product is annotated as protein argonaute 7-like. Gene Ontology annotation, biological process: regulatory ncRNA-mediated post-transcriptional gene silencing. The record is from RefSeq and is a predicted model, not a curated record. The coding region runs from base 1 to 1449 and encodes 482 amino acids. NCBI's taxonomy places the organism in Eukaryota, Viridiplantae, Streptophyta, Pinopsida, Cupressales, Cupressaceae. Gene Ontology annotation, cellular component: cytoplasm. Gene Ontology annotation, molecular function: nucleic acid binding. The transcript is spliced from 2 exons.
AUGGGCUCCAACGAUACGACGGCACAGUCUUCGUCGCGGCAAAGGGAAAUACGCAAUGAAUACAGAAGAGGCCUUUCUUUUGAGUUAGAAUACGAGAAACUGCCAUAUCUGGACUUGGGUACGAGCGCAGAUGGUAAGCCCAUUUAUCUUCCCAUCGAAUGGUGUGUAAUUUACGGCAAGGAUAACAAAAGUAAUCAAAGACUCCGACGUCUUGUUUCCCAUGAAACUCCUCCUGACCUGAAUUAUCCUGAAAUUACGAAUCUUGUUUCUGAAACUCCACGGGAGCAACCUGACCUGAAUUAUAAUGAGCUGCUUAAAAUAAAAUGGCAACUCGUAUUGCUUGGUCAAAAUGAUUUCAUGGCAACUGUUGUCGAGUUCUCGGAGUCUAUAGAAAUUAAAUGCGGAGAACCCAUUUAUGAAAUUGACAUAGAAAUUAGUAAUGCCCAAGAGCUGAAAGAAAAAUUAGACACUGUAAUGGAAGGCACAAAGAUUCUCCUGUGCCUCAUGGAGAAGCAGGACAAGCCAUUUGAAAGGGCUCUGAAGCGAGAGGCCGAAUUGGAGAAAGGAAUCCUAACGCAAUUGUGUAAACUCGAAGAUGUCGAGCAUUACUACGAUCUGUAUCACAAACACAACAAUUAUGAGGAUUUAGUUGAAUUGGCAGGUUCAUGGUAUGUGACGAAUUUAGCACAGGAGAUGAUUGCAAAAACAGGGGAAUACAAAGAUAAACCUCUUCUUCCUCACACUGCAUUUCCCCCGCGAUUUAAGUUGAAGAAGCCUAAUUGUGUCGUAAUGUAUUUGGGAUGUAAAGUGAUCAACUACUCUUUUGCUCAUCUAACUGUUAUGGUUGCAAAUAUUAGCAGAUCAGAUCGUUCUACUUCUGAUUACGUGGCCAGAGUUGCCCUCGGCGAUCAUAUGCAAAGCCUUCCGGCCCCUUUUGGUGAGCUGCUUCAAAAAUACCGUGACGAAAACCCGACAGAUUUGCCUGAUAGGAUCAUUUUCUUCAGAGAAGGCUUUGUUGGAAACGGAGUUGAAGAGAUGUUGCGAAAAGAAGUCGAUGCUCUGAGAGAAAAACUUGAUUCUCUCAGAGAAAAUGUCGAUCCUCUCGGGGAAGAACCCGAUUCUCCGAAACCUUUAACAAUAUAUUCUCCCAUCACUUUCAUUGUUCGUGACAGAAAGAUUGGCGCUCGCUCUGUGAAUGCAGGUGAUGGGAAAGCAUUUUACAGCAUUUUCUCAGAUGAGAGUGCGAUUUGUUGCUCUAAAUUUGAGACGUUAAUGAGGAAUCUUUCGUAUUCGAGGAGAUACCCGAAGCCCCUUCCGGUAUAUUACGCAAAUCGUGCGGCCCGUUUGGCAAAGGUGUAUUUGGAAGGAGAGAUGAAUCCCGAUCCGAAUAAAAUGGAUAAAAUUGCGAAGACCAUAGACAGGUCCCUGUACGUCCGUGAAGACUGUUAG